AAUUUGACAGUUAACACUUUUAACCUCAAAACUACUUUUCAGUGUGGUGGUUUAAGCUCUAUUUAUAAACAAUCAAACAGUUUUUUUUGUACACCGGUAUUGUUUUGGUUAAAUAUUAUGUCUGGAAACAUUAGUGUUCCAUAUGUGCUGGAAUGGAAGGAGAAUGGUUUACAUCUCAGAGAAGUUGAAGAUUCCAAAAACACAGAUAAAUUUGCUCAAAUUUGCUUUUUGCCAAAUGCCACAAAAGAUGGUCAACAACUGUAUGUACAGUCGGUAGUGCCUGUUGAAAUUGAAGACCUUAACACUCUGAGUGUUUCAGAAUCUCCAGCGAAUUAUGUGUUUGAAGUAGUCCAAACUCAACCAAAUGUUGAAGCAAUACAGCCAACUACACCACCUGUACUCAACUUUAAGAGAGGCAGACCAAAGAAAAAGAAGGACCGAGUCACAAAUUCAGUUACAAGUAAGGAAACUAACCACAAAGAUCAAGCAAAAGUACAAAAACAGGAUCAGGCAAAAGUACCAAAACUCGCACACAGAACAAGAUCGGGUAGAGUGGUCAAAAUUCCCAAACAUAUAGUCAAUGAUUUUGAAAAGCUAGAAACCAAUGACAAUAAAAACACAGAUGUGAAAACCACAGAAUUCCCAAAGUUCCUCGAGCCCCCCACUGAAAGCAAGCCGAGCCGCGUGCAGGGCCUGGAAUUCCACCAGCAACGAAGGACAAUAGCAGCCCAGUACAGGUGCCCCAAGUGUCGUAAAGCGUACUUAGGCAAAACCAAGAUGAUGCAGCACAUUCAGAAACACCCAGACCACGGACCCAUGCCCCAAAACGAAAAGAAGGCAAACUUCGACGUGUGGAACUUCUUGGUGGACAUAACCCAAAAGUGUCCGCAAGCACAGAGGGGAGCCAAGUUCUGUGAGGAGUUGACGAAUCUGAUGCACAACUUGCUGCUUCUCACGAGCGCCUUGUUCAAGAAGGUGGAGCUCAAUAAAAACUUCGUCGAAGUAGACAAAGUGUUGGGUAACGCUAUAGGACUGAAGCCGGGGCCGUACUGCUUCAACGACAAUGAGUUAUACAAGGACGUUACAGUUCUGCAGUUGCUGACAACCACAGACUUUUUCAAACCUUCCGAUGAUUCAGGGAAACCUCCGAAAGAGAACGUGAAAGUAGCGGAAGCUGUAGGAGAACCAAUUGAAUCAGUUGCUGAAAUCAAUCCAGAAACUGCGUACCUCGAAGUAGAGACAAAAGAUGCUUCCAAAGACUCGCCUGACCAAUGUAUCCCAAAAACAAAACCUGACCUAACACCUGAGCUCAAAAUCCCACCUGAAGUUGCUGUGGAAAAAAACGAAACGCCCCACAUUGACAGCGAAAUGCUGUCUGAUAAUUCAAUCUUGCACUUAUCGAAUAUCAGGACAUCAGUGGAUGAACUGAUGAUGACCAGUGUUGACACGGGAGGGACUUUAUUAGACAAUUCCACUAGUUCCGAUGAGGUUAUGAACGUUGACCAAUUCGUUAAUGAGAGAUUUAAGAAAAUAACAGAGCCUGAUGUGGAAAUGAACAGCGCUACUUUGAACCUCGACCUGCCUAGUUUGGAUUUAUUCCAAUUCCAUACAAGUUGAUCAAGUAGAAGGUUAUGCAAAUUGUUUCGGUUGUUUCUUUGAAACUAUAUUGUUUUUAUAUGCAAUGAAAUCAUUAAAAAUACUUUAAUGAUCCGGAG
Molecule: messenger RNA, 1715 nt
Organism: Leptinotarsa decemlineata (Colorado potato beetle)
Lineage: Eukaryota; Metazoa; Arthropoda; Insecta; Coleoptera; Chrysomelidae
Source: RefSeq, a predicted model, not a curated record